Messenger RNA from Pseudomassariella vexata, 1347 nucleotides. RefSeq names its product protein-vacuolar targeting protein Atg18. Gene Ontology annotation, molecular function: phosphatidylinositol-3-phosphate binding; phosphatidylinositol-3,5-bisphosphate binding; protein binding. Bases 1 to 1347 code for a protein of 448 amino acids. The transcript has 4 exons. The record is from RefSeq and is a predicted model, not a curated record. Lineage: Eukaryota; Fungi; Ascomycota; Sordariomycetes; Amphisphaeriales; Pseudomassariaceae. Gene Ontology annotation, biological process: protein localization to phagophore assembly site; protein lipidation; autophagy of mitochondrion. Gene Ontology annotation, cellular component: phagophore assembly site membrane; fungal-type vacuole membrane; extrinsic component of membrane.
AUGACGAAUGCGCAGCUCAACUUCAUCACCUUCAAUCAGGACCACAGCUGUCUUGCUGUUGGCACCUCUAAGGGCUUCCGAAUAUAUCAUACCGAUCCCUUCUCUAAGAUCUUUAGUAGCGACGAUGGAAACAUUGCUAUUAUCGAAAUGCUCUUCUCCACAUCGCUCGUGGCACUGAUACUCUCGCCGAGGCAUUUGAUAAUACAGAAUACCAAGCGAGCAUCUGUCAUCUGCGAACUCACCUUCCCCUCGGCCGUACUUGCUGUCCGACUGAACCGCAAGCGCCUGGCUGUGGUACUCGAAGAUGAGAUCUACCUGUAUGACAUCUCCAACAUGUCCCUUCUCACCAACAUUCCGACGUCGCCGAAUGUGAGUGCUAUUUGCGCCCUGUCUCCUUCAUCGGACAACUGCUAUCUUGCGUAUCCCCUACCGAAACCCCGCGAAGACGCACAAGAUAAGCGACCCUCGCACGCCCCGCCCAACUCGCUCUACGCCCCAGUCACGUCUGGUGAUGUGCUCAUAUACGACACCUUAACGCUCAAGGCCGUCAACGUUAUCGAAGCGCACCGCUCGCCGCUGUCUUGUAUAGCCACAAAUAGCGAGGGCACCCUUCUGGCUACAGCAAGCGAAACGGGCACAAUCAUUCGCGUCUUCACAGUGCCCAAAGGCCACAAGAUUUUCCAGUUCCGCCGGGGUACAUAUCCCAGCACUAUUUACAGUAUGUCCUUCAACCAGGCCAGCUCGCUUCUCUGCGUCUCCUCAACCACAGAUACGGUUCAUAUUUUCCGUCUCCAUCAGCCGGGACCACAGGGUGCAAAUGUCUCGUCCGAAAUGGGAGGACCCGCCUCACCUCGUGCCGACCGCUGGUCUAGAAGCCGCAGUUACGAUAGCGGAAAUGACUCCCCUGGGAGCAAUACAGGAUCCCCGCGCAGUGAUGCUGCCGAGGCGGCAUCGCCAGCAACGAACUCGAAUAAUCAUAGGAGACAAAGCGGUUCGUUCAGCAGCAUGCUCCGCCGGUCCUCGCAGAUUAUGGGCCGCAGUGUGGCUGGCGUCGUGGGUAACUAUCUGCCCCAGACUGUCACCGAGAUGUGGGAGCCCUUGCGUGAUUUUGCAUACAUAAAAAUUCCAAAAUCUUCGGUCGCAACCCCUAAAUCUAAUUCUGGCCAACAACUACGGAGCGUGGUCGCCAUGAGCAGCACUAGCCCGCAGGUCAUGGUCGUGACGAGUGAUGGAGGCUUCUACGUCUUCAAUAUCGACAUGGAACAGGGCGGUGAGGGAUACUUGGUCAAACAAUUUUCUGUCUUUGAAGGUGACGAUAAGCUCGAUGCUUCUAAUUACGGCCCCUAG